Messenger RNA from Homalodisca vitripennis (glassy-winged sharpshooter), 722 nucleotides. RefSeq lists its product as uncharacterized. The transcript has 2 exons. The coding region runs from base 104 to 607 and encodes 167 amino acids. NCBI's taxonomy places the organism in Eukaryota, Metazoa, Arthropoda, Insecta, Hemiptera, Cicadellidae. The record is from RefSeq and is a predicted model, not a curated record.
AACCAAUUCUUCUACACCAAUUAUGCAACUCUACUCUUUUGUCAUUUCAACUAAACAUUCAUCAAAUGACUUUGUCUAUAUUGAUAGAGUGGCCUAACGAUGUAUGAGCAUUUUUCAGCUUAAUUUAUAUAUUAUGAGACUGUCAGUUUUGCUCAUCUCAGUGCUAGUAAGUGCUAUCGCUGUCGAGCUAGAUGAGGAUGAGACAGAAGAGUCUACGACCCAUCCAUACCCUAUAGCAGAGUUCUCUCAACUGCUGGUAACCUUGAACACCAUUGACCUUGAGAUAACCAAGGUGCUGGGCAGUCUCUCUCCUGAUAAGGACCAAGGUGAUCAACUGAUAUCAAACCUACAGGGUUAUGUUUAUGAGUUGGGUCCUCUCAUACACCACAUGGCUUUUGAGGAUGCAGAAGUACUGAUGGCAGCUAAAAGCGUCUACCGACAGGGUGCUCCGAGGUUUCUCUCUACACCUAUCAACCAUGAGGUGGUGCAGCAAGCCUUCGGCUGGGAUGAGACGCAGAUGAAAGUGCUGCAGGUGUUGUACGACAAUACUGCCAAAACCUGGCGAAACUUCCUAAAUAUGUGUGAGCGACAAAGAAUUGAGAGUUGAGAAAAUAUACAGUACUGUACUUGUACAAUAGUAUUAAGGCAAUAAGUUAGUAUUAGCUUACAUUUAACUAAACUAGUUUUUAUAAAUUAAAGUAUUAAAACAUAUAUUUAAAUUA